CUCUUCGUGGGCUCUAGCUGUCACACUCUUGUGCCCACGGGAAAGCUUGCCUGAUAAUUAAAGAAAUUCACGCAUCAAAUGGCUACUCAUGCGUGCAAAUUUUGCUGUGGGUAACAGCUGUGGAUCAGAACAGCUCAGUCAAUCCCAUGUUGCGAACCCUCGGUCGCCACCACCCACAGCAGUCGACAAGCAUUUCCUCGGUAUCCGAUAUGCGGACCACAUCAACCAUGUGUCCAUUACCAUACCGUGGGGUCGGAGCCUGAGCGGCUCACACACGAUGCUGCCACGCACCAAUUCUGCCAAUCCUAGAAAGCACGGCUCUUUGAUUCACUCCAUACAUACAUUGCCCACAUUUGAAAGGAAGCUGAUUCCUGUACAUCCCAGCACUUGCAUUACUCUUCGGAACGUCUCCUGAAACACAGCGCAUUCUUGUGAGAUUCAAGUCACUCUCAGAGAGCCACAGCAGUCAUGGGUAUCGUUGUGUUCCCGGCGCUUAUUCCAGACAUAGAGAAAGUCUAUGAUGUCUACUUUGCUGCCUUUGAGGGAGAGGAGAUGGCGAGAUUGAUAAUGAAAAUCCUAUUUCCCGGAGGAAUAACCGAGGAAUUUCGCAAAGCCCACACUGCCGCGACAUUGGCAUACUGGCAUAAAUCAAGCACACAGUACACGCUCAAAGCAGUCGACAUGGAAACGGGUCAAAUCAUUGGAAUGCUUCUCGGCGACGUCCAUCUCCUUGGACGAACGGAAGAAGAGCGUAAAUUCGCCGGUGCUCCCUGGCUUGAGGGUGAAGAAAGAGUGCGAGCGGAGAAGGUACUCAAACCACUCUGGGAAAUGCGUGAGAAGCUGUGGGGCGAUCGACCACAUAUGUACUGCCAUGUUAUUGGUGUUGAUCCCAAAAACCAGGGUCGUCAUGCUGGUGCAGCAUUGAUCAAAUGGGGCAGUGAGCAAGCUAGUUCGGCCAAUCUGCCAAUCUACUUCGAAUCCUCGCCAUCGACAGCCAAAUUGUACGAGAGACUAGGCUGUCAGAGAAUCAAGGAAACCAUUGUCCACAGCGCCGAAGUCCUAGGCACCGAUCACGACAUUGAGGUCCCUUUGAUGGUUGUCAUGCCAAAAUGUGCCAAAGGAAUGACCUUUGACGAGUGGCGUGAACGCGGCUAUCCUGCAUGGGAUACAAUAACUGAUGUCGAGAAGCCCAAGGCUCAGCCAGACUUGAAAGCACCUGUCAAGGUCGCUCAGUUGCCUGCGACUGCUUAAGUUCUGCAAAUUCAAUACUACCUACUGCUAGCACAUGAGUGAGAAUUCGAAUCAAAUCACACAAGUCAUGUUCAAUAUUAACUUGGGAAUGGGACUUUUGGCCAUGCGAAAAUGCUCGGAAGUAAUGCCAGAAACGUAAAGCUCAUGGAAUGGGCCCCUUCUGAUCACACCCUGACCUCCAUACGUAAACCUUAC
Molecule: messenger RNA, 1446 nt
Organism: Exophiala mesophila
Lineage: Eukaryota; Fungi; Ascomycota; Eurotiomycetes; Chaetothyriales; Herpotrichiellaceae
Exons: 2
Coding region: 469-1251 (260 amino acids)
Source: RefSeq, a predicted model, not a curated record